AUCCCAGCCUUCACUACCUGUUUGUCCUACUCUCUGCCACCAUGCUGGCCUCAGGGCUGCUGCUGGUGGCUUUGCUGGCCUGCCUGAGUGUAAUGGUGUUGAUGUCUGUCUGGAGACAGAGGAAGCUCGGGGGGAAGCUGCCUCCCGGACCCACUCCACUGCCCUUCAUCGGGAACUACCUGCAGCUGGACACGGAGCAGAUGUACAACUGCCUCAUGAAGCUGAGCAAGCGCUAUGGCCCCGUGUUCACGGUCCACCUGGGGACUCGCCGGGUCGUGGUGCUGUGUGGCUACGAUGCAGUGAAGGAGGCCCUGGUGGAUCAGGCUGAGGAGUUCAGCGGGCGAGGGGAGAAUGCCACCUUUGACUGGCUCUUCAAAGGCUACGGCGUAGUGUUCAGCAAUGGGGAGCGCGCCAAGCAGCUGAGGCGCUUCUCCAUCACCACCCUGCGGGACUUUGGAGUGGGCAAGCGCGGGAUUGAGGAGCGCAUCCAGGAGGAGGCGGGCUUCCUCAUCCAGGCAUUCCGGGACACUUGUGGCGCCUUCAUAGAUCCUACUUUCUACCUGAGCCGAACAGUCUCCAAUGUCAUUAGCUCCAUUGUCUUUGGUGACCGCUUUGACUAUGAGGACAAAGAGUUCCUGUCACUGUUGCGCAUGAUGCUGGGAAGCUUCCAGUUCACAGCUACCUCCACCGGGCAGCUCUAUGAGAUGUUCUACUCGGUGAUGAAGCACCUGCCAGGACCUCAGCAACAGGCCUUUAAGGAGCUGCAGGGCCUUGAGGACUUCGUGGCCAGGAAGGUGGAGCAGAACCAGCGCACUCUGGACCCCAACUCCCCGCGGGACUUCAUCGACUCCUUUCUCAUCCGCAUGAAGGAGGAGAAAAAUAACCCCAACACAGAGUUCUUCAUGAAGAACCUGGUGAUGACCACGCUGAACCUCUUCUUUGCUGGCACCGAGACCGUGAGCACGACCCUGCGCUAUGGCUUCCUGAUGCUCAUGAAGCACCCAGAGGUGGAGGCCAAACUCCAUGAGGAGAUUGACCGGGUGAUUGGCAGGAACCGGCAGCCCAAGUUUGAGGACCGCGCCAAGAUGCCCUACACAGAGGCCGUGAUCCACGAGAUCCAAAGAUUUGGAGACAUGAUUCCCAUGGGCGUGUCUCGCAGGGUCAUCAAGGACACCAAAUUUCGGGACUUUUUCCUCCCCAAGGGCACAGAAGUAUUCCCUAUGCUAGGCUCUGUGCUGAGAGACACCAAGUUCUUCUCCAACCCUGAAGAUUUCAACCCCCAGCGCUUCCUGGAUGACAAGGGGCAGUUUAAGAAGAGUGAUGCAUUUGUGCCUUUUUCCAUUGGAAAGCGGUACUGUUUUGGAGAAGGCCUGGCUAGAAUGGAGCUCUUUCUCUUCCUCACCACCAUCUUGCAGAACUUCUGCCUCAAGUCCCCACAGGCGCCCCAGUACAUAGACGUGUCUCCUAAACACGUGGGUUUUGCCACCAUCCCGAAGACCUACACCAUGAGCUUCCUGGCCCGCUGAGCUGGGGCCCAGCCAAGGGGGAGGCAGGGUUAAGGGGAAGGGAGAGUGGAAGUAAGAGGCAAGUUGGAUAGAAGAGGGAGAAGAGUCAGAACAGACCAACAGACUGCCUUUGCCGGACAUUGGGCCCUGAGAGCAGGGAAACCUUACACUAUGCGGUGGUGGUAGUCGCAGUCGUAAUAGUAAUAGUAAUAGUAAUAAUAAUAAUAAUAACAGCUAUUAUUUCGAGCAAGCAUUCUUUGUCAGCUCUGUGCUAAAAGCAUCUAACGAUCUCCCAGCUUAAUACUCAAAAGCCCACGUGAAAGGGAACAGUGUUCAUGCCCAUUUUUAAGGUGACACGGCUGAGGCUUAGUAAGUUUAAGUCACUAUGUGAACACAGAACACAGAACAGAAGUGCCUAGCAAAUGCUUGAACAUCUGUGCCCAGACUUUGGACGAGAUUUUAAAAUAUCAUCACUUCCCUGAAUAAAACAACAUAUUUAUCUACA
This is a messenger RNA of Marmota monax (woodchuck), 2010 nucleotides long. Its product is annotated as cytochrome P450 2A13. Gene Ontology annotation, biological process: xenobiotic metabolic process; coumarin metabolic process. Gene Ontology annotation, molecular function: oxidoreductase activity, acting on paired donors, with incorporation or reduction of molecular oxygen, reduced flavin or flavoprotein as one donor, and incorporation of one atom of oxygen; iron ion binding; heme binding. Gene Ontology annotation, cellular component: intracellular membrane-bounded organelle; cytoplasm. The transcript has 9 exons. Lineage: Eukaryota; Metazoa; Chordata; Mammalia; Rodentia; Sciuridae. Bases 42 to 1526 code for a protein of 494 amino acids. The record is from RefSeq and is a predicted model, not a curated record.